UCAGCGGGUCCCGCUUCACUCGCAGCCUAGAGCGAGUCAAUUUAUGGAAAGACAAGUCGACCCUUUAAUGGUUCCCAUCAAAACCACUAAAAACAUCAUCAGACCGGCCGACUUCCGCGAGGAUUCCUGUGGCGGACGCAUGCAGCCUUCUCCCAGCUGACACUCUCCGACCACAACAAACACGCGGAGAGACAUUUCUGGGAGUUUGACCGAGCUGUUCACUUCCCGAGAGAGAGAGAGAGAGAGAGAGAGAGAGAGAGAGAGAGAGAGAGAGAGAGAGAGAGAGAGAGAGAAGUUUUCCAACAUUUCCAGAGUCUGCUUCUUCCUCACCCAGGAUACUUUUUUGGAGAGGGCGGCAGAAGUGGCCUGGCUCCUGAAUACCACCAGUCCGCUCUGCGCCUUUAUUGACUCCUAUUAGUUUGUUUUUAUUUCCCUUUUUUAAUUAUUUUUUAUCCAAGCGAGUUUGGUGGUUCAUGUUCACAAAUGUUAGCGGUCGGGCAGAUGGAGGCUAACCGGCAGAGUGCUUUCGUCCUGGGCAGCACCCCGCUGGCGGCGUUGCACAACAUGACCGAGAUGAAGACGUCCCUGUUCCCGUACGCGCUGCAGCAGAACCCGGGGGGCUUCAAGGCGCCCUCGCUCUCCAACCUCAACUCCCAUAUCACCAUGGGGACCCCGCACGGAAUAAGCGACAUCCUGGGGAGACCCAUCACCACGGCCGGACAGCUGCUCUCCGGGUUCCCCAGGAUAAACGGCCUGGCUACAACCGCCGCCGCCGCCGCAGCCGCGGGGAUGUACUUCAGCCCGGCGGUGUCGCGGUAUCCGAAGCCCCUGGCCGAGCUGCCCGGGAGGGCGCCCAUUUUCUGGCCCGGGGUGAUGCAGGGUUCUCCCUGGAGGGACCCGCGGGUUCCCUGUCAUUCUCAAGCUAAUUUAAUGAUGGACAAGGACGGCAAGAAGAAGCACUCCAGACCGACUUUUUCAGGACAGCAGAUUUUUGCUCUGGAAAAAACUUUCGAGCAGACGAAAUACCUGGCCGGCCCAGAGAGAGCCCGCCUGGCCUACUCUUUAGGAAUGACCGAGAGCCAAGUGAAGGUUUGGUUUCAGAACAGAAGAACCAAAUGGCGGAAGCGACACGCAGCAGAGAUGGCCACGGCCAAGAAGAAGCACGACUCGGAGACGGAGAAGAUGAAGGAGAGCUCGGAUAACGAGGACGACGACGAGUACAACAAACCACUGGACCCAAAUUCAGACGACGAGAAAAUCACGAGACUGUUGAAAAAGCACAAGGCCACCAACCUGGCGCUGAUCAGCCCCUGCAGUAACAGCUCGGACACCUUGUGAUGCCCACAGCUGGGGGGGCCAAAGUUGGGAGGCCAAAGGGUCCAACAGAGACUUGUCGCACUCUUUCUGGUCCCCUUUUCCACCUGACAUUACGAACAUGCGCCUGAGGGGAUCGCAUUUCGCUCAGACAGAGCAAGAAAAUGUGUAAAAACACACAAAAGUGUGCGCCAAGACGCACGGAAGACGCGCGCACCAAAACGUGGCCAGAGACGCAUUUGGCUGCAUCCAAACCCACUUACAGACACUGCAUCCACGGAGAUAUAACUCCUGUCAGAACUGGACUUCAAGAAGACUCAUAAUGACGAGUUCAUGUUGAAUGGACAAAAAUAUUGCGACAGGAAAUUGUUUUGGCGACGCAAAUCAGUUUUUACGCAUACAGGCGGGAGUUUUAACAACAGGUGUAAAUGUAAACGAAAUAUUAUAUCCACACAGUCCGGAUCAGUGUUGGGCUUGUUACAAUGACUCUUUACUUUUAUUCCACAAGUGAUACUGCUUCACUUUACGCAGUAAAAUUCAUGACACUUUAUUUUGCUACCCAAAAUUAACAGCCUCUGUCACCUUUCACAGCCCAGAAGGCCAUUCCUUCUGAGUGCUCUUAUUAAUUACCGAUAUCAUCUUUAGCACCUAUAACCUUUUUUAUCUGAAGAGAAAGGACAUUAUUGCCAGUCCAGUUUCAUUAUGAACUAUAAAAAGUGUACACCCUUUAAAGAUAAUUCAGCUUUAAACCCGUUUUUGGAUUAAAGAGACGCAGCCAACACUGAUCCGGAUCCCAGACGCAUGUUUAAAAUGGCAGGUGUAAAUGGGGGCCUGUGAUGCUUCUAAAGCUCAGUUUAACCAGGGUAUCCACUGUCCUAAAAGGCGAGAGAAUAAAAUGUUUGGAGGGGGGAGCAGGUUCGAGAUGAAUGAAUGAUUUGUGCUGUAGCCUAAAGAUGAAAAUGUACGUGAGAUUGUAUAUAUUUUUUACUGAAUAAGUUAUGUUGUUUGAACCAGUGGAAACGUGGCAGCCUUUUUUCUCCCCCCGCAGCCCGGACGCGCUUAUUCCCUCUCAGAUAUACCUGCUGCUUCGUUUUCACCCCUGCAGAGUAAUGUCUCCCCCAUUUUUUCUCCCACGUUUUACAAUUGUCCAUUCAGUAUCUGCACACACAUGUAUAGAGGCGAAAUGCUGUAAAUAAUCACUGUACAAAAACAGCUUGUUUUAACGACAUCACGGUACUUUUGGUUUCAUUUGAGAAAGUUUCUGUUUUUACCUCUUCACCACGCAGCGGGAUGGAAAACUGGACCAUCGUUUAUGUUGGAACUAAAGAGAGUAUUAUUGCUUCCGGGAAGGUUAUAGGAAGAAAAAAAACACUUUGUAUUAAGAAUAAAUUAUUUAACAAGCA
Dicentrarchus labrax (European seabass) is the source of this 2717-nucleotide messenger RNA. RefSeq names its product NK6 homeobox 2 (gene nkx6-2). Gene Ontology annotation, molecular function: RNA polymerase II cis-regulatory region sequence-specific DNA binding; DNA-binding transcription factor activity, RNA polymerase II-specific. Gene Ontology annotation, cellular component: nucleus. Gene Ontology annotation, biological process: regulation of transcription by RNA polymerase II; cell differentiation. The transcript has 3 exons. The coding region runs from base 484 to 1338 and encodes 284 amino acids. NCBI's taxonomy places the organism in Eukaryota, Metazoa, Chordata, Actinopteri, Moronidae. The record is from RefSeq and is a predicted model, not a curated record.